Hyalella azteca is the source of this 6563-nucleotide messenger RNA. Its product is annotated as toll-like receptor Tollo. Gene Ontology annotation, biological process: signal transduction. The record is from RefSeq and is a predicted model, not a curated record. The transcript has 3 exons. The coding region runs from base 888 to 5666 and encodes 1592 amino acids. Lineage: Eukaryota; Metazoa; Arthropoda; Malacostraca; Amphipoda; Hyalellidae. Gene Ontology annotation, molecular function: protein binding.
UCAGAGGAGGAGCACGUGUGGUGUCACCUGCAGCAUCAGUGCCAUAACCAACCAUUGCUGUACUUCUACGUUCCGAUUAUUGGUAAAAAAUUUGUUCAUCGUUGAAAAUCUCCCAGUACCAGGGAUUAAUAAUGAAGAUGCUGGCCAACUGCAAGUGCCGACCAAUUCAAGACUCCAACUGAUGAUCAAUCAAGAACAAAACUUCUAAUCAACUGAGAACUCCAAAUGAUAAUUACUCAUGAACUAAAACUGAUAAUUCAUUGACAAUUCCAACUGAUGACCGUUCAAGAACUCAAACUAAUGAUCAGUGUUCAAAUUGAAUCAGAAACUGAAACAGCUAAUAAACUGCGAACUGCAAAAGAUGGCCAAUCGAGAACCCUUGCUGAUGCUGAAUUGAGGACAGUAAAAGGAAGCAAUAAAAGCGACCUAAUAGACAGACGACACCGAACAUAUAUUUCAUGACUUAAAUAUUUCGUAUUAUAAUAAUUCUAGCACUAAUGAAUGGAAAUAAUAUAAUGUAAAUGAUCAUAAGCUAAGCAUGUCUUGAAUUUCAGAUCUUUCUCAGAGUGCUUUGCUGAAAUAUUAAAUCCUAACUGAUUUCCGAAGGAGUAGAAUAACACCUUGUUCAUAAUACGCACUCAAAAUAAAAGAUGUCAGCGUAGAUAAUUCCGUAGUUGGACUGCUUUCGGAAGCGAGUAAAGUUUUUCUGUGGAAUUAUUUCAUAAACUUAUACGGAAUUUACAAUUCUAAUGCGUAAACAUCACUGAAAUAUAUUUAUGCUGCAUAUUUUUCCAGUAAAAUGACGCUAAUCAUGAACGAAACUAAUAAAUACGAGGCAUGGACCAAUUUUUGUUACCGGGCACGAUGAUGCCAUUACUCUACGGACCAUGAGGGCCGUGUUCCUACAUCUCCUUUUAGGCGCAGUGGCGGCCAGUAAUGGCGCUACGACUGCACAAGAGAAAUUAACAUCUCAUAUGUCAGGAAAAAGCAGUUUUCGGUGCUCUCUUCAUGGCCAAAAGCUACAUUGCCUGAUAUUCGUGAACCACGAUAACAAAUUUGCAUCAAACGCUAGUGACUUUGACAGGACAUCAAAAAACUCUUUUAAUUUUUCCGACUUUAUAAAUCGGAGCCAAAGUUCUACUUCGGCCGAAAUGUUUUUACGCGAAUAUAGCGACAAAAACUCUGACCCACACAUCAAAGGUUCAAAUAUAGAGACUUAUUCAAGCCACACAAUUGUUGAGACAAACACACAAACUCUAUCAUUUUCCGACAACCUAAACUCCAACCGAGACCUCCCAACAACUUCACCUCUCUGGAGCUGGAACUCGUCCCACCGCUUUGUCCCGCCGCCAGGAAAUGUUUUCGGCAAUAAGGCUGAAGUGAAAGAAGUUUCUAUGACCUGCGUUUAUUCCACUGACCAAAACACUCAGGUUCUGAAGACCAAAGACCAUGAAGAGAAAAUUAGCGAGAUCAGCCCAUCUUCAUUUACCGCGGACCCCGGCCAUACGUCUCCGCGAUGUCGAAGUGACAAGAAACUAAUUUCAAGUCUACAGCUCCAACAUGAGAGUAUCAUCAGUUUUAUACUGGAGAAAAUUCCAUCGGUCUCGUCGGUUCGUGUGACGAACUGCGAGUUGCGAUCUUUGGACAGCGUUGUUCUGCCGCCCCAGCUACGUCGCCUGCAGCUGCAGCGUCAACGGCCCCUACGAGAGAGGGGCACUUCACCAUACAACGUUACAGCCGUCGAUGUCCCCCAUCAAAAUUUUAUGACCCCCUUAAACCAUGCCCCCCAUCAAGAAUAUAUUGGGGGCCUUUUCGAUGCUGCCCAUCAAAAUUUUUUGGGUGGCCGACACGACGCCUCCCGUCAAAAUUUGAUGGGUGGACAAGAGAGCAUGAUGACCGAACAAACUUCAAAUGCAAAAUUUCCCCGAAAACAUUCUUUCCUCGGUGAAAAACACUUUGAAUAUUGCAGUUCGUUAGAUAUAAACGAAAAUAAUCUACCGAGAUCUUUAGAACAUAUUCAUAUUUCACAUUACAGGAUAAGAUAUGUUAAAUUAAACUCUUUUUGUGGAAUAAAUAGCUUAGCUGACUUGAGACUCACCCACUGCGCAAUCAAUGAUGAUUUUUUACGCGGAAUUAAAAAUCUAUAUAAUUUAACGAAGAAAUCCGAGUUGAGGGUUGACACUAAAAUUGAUCCGAAUAAAAAAACAAUUCAAGUCAACGCUGGGACCAGAGGAUGCGCAGAAGCCUUACGUUAUCUCGAUCUAAGCCACAACGAAAUCCAGCGUUUGUCGGGAUCAGCGUUCGCAGAGUUCACUUCGUUAAAGGAACUACACAUCAGCCACAAUAAAAUUAAAGAGUUAGAAGAAAAUUCUUUUCAAGGCCUUGAAGCGCUAGAAACUCUUGUAAUUUCACACAAUAAGUUAAGGUCUAUCCAUGAAAACUUGUUUAUUGAAAAUAUUGUUCUUAGAAAGCUACUUAUUAAUCAUAAUUUUUUGCAUGUCUUCGAUGGAAGAUCAUUUUCAUCACUAGAAGAACUUCAAAUUCUAGAUUUGUCGAAUAAUUUUUUUAAUUUCAAAGGACCUGACAGGUCAAUUUUUGCAAAGUUAAGAAGGUUGGUCAUUUUAAAUGUAUCAUUUAACCGUAUCGACGAACUACGGUCGGCUUCCUUGAAAGGUUUAAGUUCCUUGCAGAAGUUGGACUUGUCUCACAAUUUCUUGACGAAAUUAGAAGCGGGGACUUUUUCCAACAUGGUCAACCUAUACGAACUUGACCUCUCCCACAAUAGUUUAAUAGUUUUACGACCUGCCGCUUUCUACGGACUUCUUGGACUCUCAACACUUACAUUGAGAAACAAUCAGCUGAAGGAGAUGAGCUUAGGGCUUUUCCAGAGCAUUGCAAACCUCAAAGAUCUCGACUUGUCCGGGAAUUUUUUGGAAAAAAUUCCUGCCGCUAUUUCGGAUCUGUCGUUCUUGCGAACCCUUGAUAUGAGUCGAAACAAAAUAAUUUCUCUGGGGAAUUUUUCUUUCGGUGGCAUGACCAACUUACUGAAUCUAAAUUUAAGUUAUAAUUUAAUAUCGAUGAUAAGUUCAUUUUCAUUCACAGGCCUGGAAUCAUUGAAAUCGUUAGAUCUUUCUAGUAACGGAAUACAAAAAGUCAACGAACAAACUUUCGACGUUCUUGCUAAUCUCGAAAGUUUGCACAUGUCUAAUAAUUCAUUCACUAACAUGAAUGGUCUAUACGCGGGGAUGGAGAAGCUAUUAUUUCUCGACCUUUCAUAUAAUAAGAUCGCUUCAUUUGACUACGCUUUUCUACCAAGACAAUUACUUAAAUUAAAUCUAAAAUCAAAUCAAAUUCGUCAUCUCGGAAAUUUCUAUAAAGUCCACAAUUUUUUACAACUCACUGAACUUGACGUAAGCUUUAACGAACUCAAAAGCCUCACUCGGCUGUCAUUACCGAACGCCAUCGAAAGAAUCGUGCUUCGUAACAACUCCGUAGAGUUCGUAAGCUCAACGACAUUCCAGGAAAAAUUCAACUUACGUUAUCUUGACCUUCGUCACAACAACGUACGACAGCUCAACCCAUUCCCGCUUAAGGACAAACAAGUUCAGGAAUACUCUACUCCUUUAGAAGUACUCCUCUACAACAACGAAUUGGUAUGUGAUUGUGAAAUGACUUGGAUUCAAUCCUCGUCUGUAUUUAAAAAACAAUCUUCUUCAAAACAACUUCAACCUUCUUCCCUCCACAUCGUGGAUGGAGCAAUAUCUUCCUGCUCCUUGCAUCACGUGCACGGUAACGAAAAGAACCUCAACGUCUCAAUACGUUUGUCGGAAACGGUUCCAGAGAAUUUCUUAUGUCCAUACACAACGCAUUGCUUUGCCUUGUGUCAGUGUUGUGAUUUCAUAGCAUGUGACUGUCAAAUGCAAUGUCCACACAACUGUUCAUGUUACCGUGACCACACAUGGACCACAAAUCUGGUGGACUGUUCUCACUUGGCCCUACGAAACCUACCUCCCGGACUGCCCAUGGACGCCACUAUCGUUUAUCUCGACGGUAACGACUUCAAGGAUCUGCCGGCUUUGCACUUCAUAGGACGACAUAGCAUACGGACGCUUUAUUUAAAUUCUUCGAACAUCCACUCUCUACGAAAUCGCACUUUCCAUGGACUGCGGUCUUUGGAAACCCUUCAUCUUGAGAAAAACGAGCUUACCCAUUUUACUGGCUUUGAAUUUUCAGGACUUUCACAUCUCAAAUCAUUAUUGCUUAGUGAUAACAAACUUGCUUUUAUCUCUAACCUUACUUUUAUUGGACUAAAUAGUUUGAAGGUUUUAAACUUAAGCAGUAAUCUCCUUUCGUUUUUCUCUAUUUCGGCUUUAACAGUUAAUGAGCAUCUAAUAUAUCUCUCAUUGUUAAAUAACCCUAUAAUUUGUGAUUGCAAUUUCAUAUUUUUGUAUGAUUCUUUUAUCAAUGAGCACAAAAACAAACUCGAGUUUAAGAACAGCAUCAUCUGCUCAAACUAUUUUGAUUUAAGCCACAUUUCUGCGAUCGUUAAAGAAAAUUGCAUAGAAGAACUAGAGAAUAUAACUUGGCUAACACCUUCUGCGUUAGGCGUGAUUAUAGCCUGUUGUUGUGGCACUGCAGUGGUGCUGUUUACCCUGAUGUUAGUAUUUGUAUAUCGACUACGGUAUAGCACUAGCAAGGUUAACCAGUUUAAAAGUCUUCCGUAUUCCACUAAGAAUUCUGGUGAUUCUGAGUACUUUGAUUUAUAUGUGUGUCAUAGUUCGGAAGACUUACCUUUCGUACGUGACGUUUUAGUAGCGCGUUUCAAAGAAGUCAGUCCCUUAACAAAAAUAUUUUUGAGUUCGAAUCCUGAAUCAUUUUGUUCAAGAGGAAGUUUAAAUAUUUUCUUGACGAAGAAGAAUAUAUCCAACAGCUGUCGAUCGAUGAUUGUGGUGACGAAAAAUUUGUUGGAACACGAAUGGAAGUCGAAGAACUUCGCUGAAAGCCACAUCGAUGGGUUUCGUGCUUUGAACAACUCAAUAAUUUCUCUGUACCUUGAUGACAUUCCAGAUUCUUUACUAAAAGAAGAUAUCCGAUUAAUUAUUUCUGAAUCAAUAAAAAUUUACUGGGGGAGUGACAAAUGUUGGAACGAGCUUCUUGAACUUAUCGUUUCCUAUCGUCUGCCAUUCUCUCGCACUUCAUCAAUUUCUCCAUCAAAUGACAGACGAAGUAACAGCUCAGCUCGCUUCUAUUCAUUAGUUUCUCAUAUUCCUCCCUCUCCAGAUAAGGUUUUUCGCAAAGAUUAUUCGUCGAAAGUGCGCCACAAUUCUGGUGCGUUUGAUUUUAAUGACAGUGAAAAUGAUUAUUCAGCACGACCACUUGCUCGGCGUUCUGUCGUUGUAAUUAGCGAUGACCGUAAAUUUAGCACGGAUCAUUACAACCAGGAUGGAUGUUUAACAAUUUCAUCAGACAGCACAGUAUGUCAAUCAUACAAAAAUCCCAGAAAUAUUAAUGACUCUCUGAAUCAUGGAUUUUCACCCCACAAAUUUCAUAAUUAUAUGAGUCCCAUUUCACUAUGUGAUUCUAACUUGCCUUGUGCCCGAAAAAUAUCUCAAGAUUCUUCUUCAGGUAUUGAAAAACAUGAAGACCCAUCAAAUCAAUUGCCAUGAAUCUACCGAUUCUUGGGGCAAUCUAUCAAUUCGUGGGGUAAUCUAUCAAUUUUAUGGGUUAAUCUAUCAAUUUUGGGGUAAUCUAUUAAUUCUUGGGGUAAUCUAUCAAUUGUUGGGGUAAUUUACCAAUUCUUGGGGUAAUCUAUCAAUUCUUGGAGAAAUCUAACAAUUCUUGGGGCAAUUUAUCAAUUCUUGAUUUUAAUGAACAAUAUCACGACACACGAAAUGAUUCUUACCAUGUGAAUCAUGUGAAUCAACAUCCCAUGUCAUCAUUGCGUGAAGUUCUACUAAUCGUUAAUGAGAAUGAUAUCGAACAGUUCACUGAGAUGAUGUAGCAUUUUCAAGCGUUGCCCCUACAUUGUCGGGAUAUAAACGGACUAACUCGACCUCUUCAUACGAGUCUCACAAUGAUUCUGUGAAUAAAUAAUUCGAGCGCAGAAUGUAAGCACUGAGAUCAGCAUUGAUUUAUUCCGUGAGCGACAGGCUUUUGAUCAGCCAUCCAUGAGUGUCCACCUUUUAAUCUAGAUUUUAUUGUCAGUAAUUAUCGUUUCAUUCGCCUUUAGGUACGCAGAGUUUGAAGACAAUGCAUACGCAGAAAAAUGCUCAGAGAAGUGAGUGGGCUUAGGCCAAAUAGCAGUACACUUUUUGCCCGUGUGCAUGUGGGUCGUCCUGACCCAGUUUGUCCGCACGUAUAAAGGGCUAAUCGAUGCUACUUCUGCUCUCUGCUCGUGCUGUGGGUAGGAAAGUGUGUAACUCAAUAUUGAGGCAAGUUGACGCGUUCAUUUUUCUGAGUGUUGGGUUGAGUGAGCAAAUAUCAAGAGGUGCACUUUGCUCUUUGCAACUUUAAUACUGUCUUUUUAGCGCAUUUUCUCAUUUAUGGAAAAAAUGCACUAUUGU